This is a messenger RNA of Capronia epimyces CBS 606.96, 1308 nucleotides long. Its product is annotated as eukaryotic translation initiation factor 3 subunit E. The record is from RefSeq and is a predicted model, not a curated record. Gene Ontology annotation, molecular function: translation initiation factor activity. Gene Ontology annotation, cellular component: cytoplasm; nucleus; eukaryotic translation initiation factor 3 complex. Gene Ontology annotation, biological process: translational initiation. The transcript is spliced from 2 exons. The coding region runs from base 1 to 1308 and encodes 435 amino acids. Lineage: Eukaryota; Fungi; Ascomycota; Eurotiomycetes; Chaetothyriales; Herpotrichiellaceae.
AUGAGCGCCAUCGACGAUGCCACAGGCGAGUACGCCUUUCUGGCGAAACUUGUCCAGCAUAUGGACCGACACCUCGUUUUCCCCUUACUUGAACAUCAACUCAACUCGGAAACCAUCUCACAGGAGCGCUACGAUGACCUCAAACUCGCCAUUUUCAACCUUCUGAAAAAUACAAACAUGAUCGACUACGUGGGAAAUCUGUACCAGGAGAUCCAUAAGACGGAGGCCGUCCCUGCCGAGUACUCACAGAAGAGAGAGGAGGUCCUGAAAAGAUUGGCUGCGUUUGAAGAAGAAACCGCACACCUCACAAAUCUCCUCAGCGAUGAAGCCGUGACUUCUCAAUUGCGCAGCGACAAAGUCGCCAACUUGAAAUUCUUGGAAGAACAGCACAACGUCACACCGCAGAUGGUCGACAAGCUCUACGAGUUUGGUCGGUUCCGAUACGAGUGCGGUCUGUACCCCGAGGCAGCCGAUCUGCUGUACCGUUUUCGCGUGCUGUCAACAGACAACGACAAAGUGGUCAAAGCGACAUGGGGAAAGCUGGUUUGCGAGAUCCUCGGCGAAGAGUGGGAGAACGCAUUAGAAGAGGUCGAGAAAGUCAAGGAGCACAUUGAGACGCGGCUGUUUAAUAACCCGCGCGCGCAACUCACGGCUCGCGAGGCUCUCGUCCACUACGCCCUGUUCCCCUUCUUCAACUACGAACCAGCCCGGGAGAAGCUUACGGACCUAUACUUCUCGGCGCCAUAUAUCAGCACCAUCCAGACUGUCUGCCCUUGGAUUUUGCGGUAUCUGGCCGCUGCGGUCAUCACAAACCGUAACCGCCUGAAUAACUCUCACAACUACCAGAAACAGCUCAAGGAUCUUGUGCGCGUGGUCAAGCAGGAAGUCUACGAGUAUCAAGACCCGGUCACGGAGUUCAUCAAGGCUCUGUACAUCGACUUUGACUUUGAAGGGGCCCAGAAGAAACUGUCCGAGGCCGAAGCCAUCCUACGAGGCGAUUUCUUCUUAGGUUCAUCCACUGAUGCCUUUUUGGACGCCGCGCGACAUUUGAUCUCCGAAACCUACUGCAAGAUCCAUCAGAGGAUCGAUAUCCAGGACCUCUCCACCCGCCUCGGCCUGUCCUCAGACGAAGGCGAGAAAUGGAUCGUCAACCUGAUCCGCGAUACCAGGGUCGACGCAAAGAUCGAUUACCAGGCCGGCACCGUCGUUAUGAACCACCCGCCCCAGAGCGUGUAUCAGCAAGUCAUUGAGAAAACCAAAGGCGCUUUCUUCCGCACUCAAGUUCUUAGCGCUGCUGUGGCAAAGUGA